AUGAAACUAUUGUUAGUGUUUCUCCAUGCGUUGUCAUCCUCUGCAUGGUCUCUAGGAAGCUCUUUCCAUGCGGUGAAUGAGCGUGUCUUCGACUGGCCCAGUGCUUGGUCGGAAUUCUCGUCGACCAGUGAGGUGUCCUUCUUUGACGGACGUGACGACCGCGAAGCGCUUGCAUAUGGGAUGAGGAUGCAUGGCCGAGCACCUAGGCAUAAUGCUCACCGUCAUGAAAUUUGUGAGUUCCGUUUAAGUAAUAUGUUGAAUAUUUCUAACAAUAUUCUCUUGUUAGCACUUGUAGCUUUGUCGGUUAUUGCUAGCUUGGCAUCUGACCAAAGCCCUCUUCAAGAUUUCUGCGUUGCAGAGAAGACAAGUCCAGUUGUAGUGAAUGGUUUGGCCUGCAAGGAUCCCAAGCUGGUUCAAGCCGAUGACUUCUUCUUCAGUGGACUCGAGACAGCAGGCAACACAUCAAAUCCAUUUGGAUCGAAGGUGACACCGGUGACUGCAGCCCAAGUUCCAGGGCUAAACACUCUUGGCAUCGCCUUGGCCCGCGUCGAUUAUGAGCCGUGGGGUAUCAACCCUCCCCACACGCAUCCUCGUGCGUCUGAAAUUUUAGCAGUGCUGGAAGGUAGCCUUCAAGUUGGUUUUGUCACGUCCAACCCCGAAAACCUCCACAUCACAAAGGUUCUGCAGAAGGGUGACGUGUUCGUAUUCCCCAUUGGUCUCGUCCACUACCAGAGAAAUGUUGGAACUACAAAGGCCGUUGCCAUUGCAGCUCUGAGCAGUCAGAACCCUGGUGUCAUCACAAUUGCGAAUGCGGUGUUUGGGUCUAAACCAGAAAUUGCAAGUGACAUUCUCGUGAAGGCUUUCCAAGUUAAUAAGGACGUUGUCGAUUACAUCAAAACUAAGUUCUAGACAAGCAAUGAAGGACAACUGGAAGAAG
Molecule: messenger RNA, 937 nt
Organism: Alnus glutinosa
Lineage: Eukaryota; Viridiplantae; Streptophyta; Magnoliopsida; Fagales; Betulaceae
Product: putative germin-like protein 2-1
Exons: 3
Coding region: 1-909 (302 amino acids)
Cellular component (GO): cell wall
Molecular function (GO): manganese ion binding
Source: RefSeq, a predicted model, not a curated record